AAGGCUUUAAUACACUGUGAGGUCUAUUGUAAAAUACAAAAAAAAAAUAUACCUUAAAGAACUGGAAGCAAGUAGCUGAGUAAUUGAACAACUGAAGAGAUAAGAUUUUGUUCUGAUUUUUAAGCCCAGAGGGUUAGCCACCCAGAAUAACCCAAAAAAAAGUCAGUGCGUCAUCGAGGAUUAUCUUAUUUCCGUUGGGCUCAAACUUUCUCCCCAGGAUGCAACCCACACCAGUCAACUAACACCCAGGUGCUUACAUGCUUCAAGCAAUUGCAUCGAACAACUUUGAUGGUGUUCGAAGGGGACACAACUGCACUUGCUGCUGCGCGUGAGAAAAUCAACACUGAAUUUGUGAAGAAUAAACAUGUAUCCAAUGCUGAUGCAGUCGAGGAGCUCAUCACGGUUGGACAGCAGGUGGAAGAAAUUCUACGAACAAGUGUUAUACAAGCUGUGAGAAAGGAUGAUGGGUGUUACCGUGCAAGAAUUCUUGGGCAGACAACUAGACUUGAUAACAAGCCAUACCAGCCAAUGCCAGAGAGUAUGGUCAAGUCAUUCAAGAAGACGACAAAAUGUAAUUAGACGAUUGUAUUUAUAUGUUUAAUAAUUUUAUUUUCCUAUAGGUCCUUAAAUCAAUGUACAGCUUUUUUUUACAGCCAUGCUUUGUAAAAUACAAAUUAAUAUGCAAAGGUAUGGUAAUAAAUAGGAUUAAGAGA
Cherax quadricarinatus is the source of this 713-nucleotide messenger RNA. RefSeq names its product complex III assembly factor LYRM7. Gene Ontology annotation, biological process: mitochondrial respiratory chain complex III assembly. The record is from RefSeq and is a predicted model, not a curated record. Gene Ontology annotation, cellular component: mitochondrial matrix. Gene Ontology annotation, molecular function: protein folding chaperone. NCBI's taxonomy places the organism in Eukaryota, Metazoa, Arthropoda, Malacostraca, Decapoda, Parastacidae.